This is a messenger RNA of Marasmius oreades (fairy-ring Marasmius), 231 nucleotides long. RefSeq lists its product as uncharacterized. The transcript is spliced from 2 exons. The coding region runs from base 1 to 231 and encodes 76 amino acids. NCBI's taxonomy places the organism in Eukaryota, Fungi, Basidiomycota, Agaricomycetes, Agaricales, Marasmiaceae. The record is from RefSeq and is a predicted model, not a curated record.
AUGCCCGAGGCCAAUAAGAAGGCACUAUACCAAUGGUUUAACAGCCAGAUUUGGUCCACCAACGAGAACGAAGUGACGGCGGAGGUUGAACCCGAUAGCGAGAUUGGGACUGUUAUUGCGGGUUGGGCGGCUGCCAGUGAUGAGCAUGACGACGCCGGUAGUGACGGCGGCGAUUGGAACAUUGACGGUGGUAGUGGCAGCGGUAGCGGUAAUGACGGGGGUUCUUCUUAG